Messenger RNA from Dufourea novaeangliae, 1041 nucleotides. RefSeq names its product guanine nucleotide-binding protein subunit beta-2 (gene Gbeta76C). Gene Ontology annotation, cellular component: cytoplasm; heterotrimeric G-protein complex. Lineage: Eukaryota; Metazoa; Arthropoda; Insecta; Hymenoptera; Halictidae. Gene Ontology annotation, molecular function: protein binding; signaling receptor complex adaptor activity. The record is from RefSeq and is a predicted model, not a curated record. The coding region runs from base 1 to 1041 and encodes 346 amino acids. Gene Ontology annotation, biological process: G protein-coupled receptor signaling pathway. The transcript has 6 exons.
AUGGGGAAGGAUGACGCCGAGACGGUAGCUUUGAAGCAGGAAUUGGAGGAUCUGAUAAACAGAUGCAAGGUUGACCAAAAGAAGCAAAUGGAUACCACCUUGGAGGAGGUGUGUAACGGGGUAGCGGACGCUCCCAAAGUCAAAUUAAGUACAAAAAAGCUACUAAAAGGACACAUCAACAAGGUGAACUCUGUGCAUUACAGUGGCGACAGUAGACAUUGCGUGACAGGCUCGUUAGAUGGGAAGCUGAUUAUCUGGGACUCGUGGACCGGAAAUAAGGUCCAGGUGAUACCGUUGCGGUCAGCGUGGGUGAUGUCUGUGGCGUUUGCCCCCUCGGGGAACUUUGUCGCCUGUGGUGGCAUGGACAACAUGUGUACCGUCUACGAUGUGAACAAUCGUGACGCCACUGGCUCCGCCAAGAUAGUCAGAGAGCUGCUGGGAUACGAGGGUUUUCUCUCCUCCUGUAGAUUCCUGGAGGACAAGAAAAUCAUCACUGGUUCCGGUGACAUGAAAAUCUGUAUAUGGGAUCUGGAAGCGAAUAAAAAGACAACAGACUUCCCUGCGCACGCGGGGGACGUUGUCAGCAUCAGUUUAUCCCCUGACAUGAGCCAUUACAUCACCGGAUCGGUCGAUAGAACGUGCAAGCUAUGGGACGUCAGAGAAGAGACCGCGAAGCAGACUUUCUUCGGACACGAGGCUGAUGUGAAUUCCGUUUGCUACCAUCCGUCAGGGCAUGCUUUUGUAACCGCCUCGGAGGAUAAGACGGCAAGACUAUGGGACCUGAGAUCCGAUCAGCAGCUGGCUUCGUUCAAGCCGCCGAAUUCGAACCCUGGAUUCACGUCGUGCGGCCUGUCGGUGAGCGGUAGAUUUAUAUUCUGCGGAAGUGACGACAAUUCUAUUCACAUCUGGGACACACUGAAGAACCAGUACAACGGUGUUAUGACGGGACACGAGAACCGGGUAACGUCUCUGAGCGUCUCUGGGAAUGGCAUGGCCGUUGCUAGUUGCUCCUGGGAUCAGAACGUUCGAAUUUGGGUGUAG